UGUGACGACAGAGCCACCAUGGGUCGCACAGAAAUAACCUGCAGUUGGAAGAAAGUCACCAACAACAUCAGAGAUGUGUUCGAAUUCAAACAAGCGCUGGGAUCGGGUUCGUUCUCCGAGGUGUAUUUGGUGAGAGAAAAGAAGACUGGAAACCUCUACGCCCUAAAGUGUCUGAAGAAAAAACACCUCAGCUGUAGUAAACUAGAGAACGAGAUCACUGUGCUGAAGAAGAUAAGGCAUGACAAUGUGAUUGGAUUGGAAGACUUCUAUGAAACUCGGACACACUACUACCUUGUCAUGCAGCUGGUGUCUGGUGGGGAGCUGUUUGACCGUAUCAUAGAUCGGGGGGUGUACACGGAGAAGGAUGCCAGCCAGCUGGUCCACCAAGUACUGGAGGCUGUCAACUACCUUCAUGAGAACAGCAUAGUGCACAGGGAUCUCAAGCCAGAGAACCUGCUAUACUUCAACUCAGAUGAGAACUCCAAGAUCAUGAUCAGUGACUUCGGCCUGUCCAAGAUGUCCGACCACGGAGUGAUGUCCACGGCCUGCGGCACGCCAGGAUAUGUUGCCCCUGAAGUUCUGGCUCAGAAACCCUACAAUAAGGCAGUGGACUGCUGGUCCAUAGGAGUCAUCACAUACAUCCUGCUGUGCGGCUACCCUCCGUUCUUUGAGGACAACGAGACACGUCUGUUCUCUAAGAUCAUGAGGGCCGACUACGCUUUCCACUCGCCCUUCUGGGAUAACAUCUCAGAGUCAGCAAAGGACUUCAUCCGGAACAUGAUGCAGAAGCACCCUAAGAAACGCUUCAGCACAGAACAGGCCCUCAGACACCCCUGGAUCAUUGGGAAGACUGCGAGGGAUCAGGACAUCUAUGAAUCAGUCAGCAUGCAGAUCCAGAGGAACUUUGCCAAGUCCAAAUGGAGGCAAGCCUUCAACGCCACAGCAGCCAUCAACCACAUGAAGAAGCUGCAGUUGGCCCACGCCGACCCCGACGCCCCUCUCCCUCCUAUCCCCGCCAUCAACCCCUGCAACUCCCAGAAUCCUCAGCAGGGCGUCAACAACAUCACCGCCAAGGACGUCGACACUAACCUCCCAAUCCCAGUGUGUCACGUGACCCCUCCAGAGGCGCAGUGCCGGGGCCUGCGAGCCAGUCAUAGUGAGCCCAGGCACGCGCCGGUCGUUAUGGAGACGUGUAACGCGGAGAAUUGCUCCUCAUUCGCAGCAGCUAAAAGCUGUGAUACCAUUGACAGGGCGACCAAUAGGAAUGGGCACACCGUGCAGACUGGGGUGUGUUCUGUUAUGUGAUUGAUUGACCUAAGGAUCAAUUCAAUGGCUUAAAGUGCUUCUGCAGUGUUGCAGUCAAGAGGUUGGAGCCACUCUACAGUUGUCAGCUGUCUCCUGCUGGUUCAGGAGUAGUUUCUCUGUAGUGCCCAGAGGCCCAUAGCAAGGGCCUGAACCUUAUCCAGAGAACACAGGAAGUCCUGGGAUUCAUACCCAACUACAAUGUAGUACAUUUACACUCACACAAAUGUUGAUUUCUUUGACCCAAUGUGUACAUUCUGUACUUCUAUCUCAACAAAAAAUAUAUACAUUUGAAGUAUACAAAGACAUACUGUAUUUGCAAUGUAUAAUUGUCUAUGAAUAAUGCUUAUUGACCUAUGGAAAACAAUAUUUAAUUUUUGAAUAUUUGUUUCUGAUAGCUGCGACGGCUAGAUUGUAACUCGUUAAUUAAAUUGGCUUUGGCUACUAUGUGUUGCUGUCUGAACUAAAUUAAACUGUUCUUCUUUCACUCACAUCUGUUCCUACCAAUGGGUCUGGAGAAACCAGAGUCCUAUGGCUCUGAAGAAAAUGUAUAGAUAAACUUUACAAUGAAACCAUUUUACCAGGUUAUGAAUACUGUGUGACAUCUAUUCAAGGAGAAGGGCUUUGAGAUGUCGUUGUCAAGUGUUAAAUCGAAGAUAUGUAUUUUUAUAGUGUGAAUUAUUUGUAUCUUUUAUCAUCCUAAAUGUAAGGAUUUUGACUUAUGAAUCUUACCGACAGGUUUGAAUGUCGUUGACCCGUUGUUUGAAUCCUAACACCCAUGUCAUAACAAUGACUUUGGGGUGAGGAGGGUUUGGAGGGCUGACGUUUCUCUGUAAGAGAAGAUGGUUAUUACUGUGCUUAAAGUGGUCCUGUGUAACACUAACACCACUUUAUGUACAGAGAUGAUAACAUGUGCCACUUUUAUGCCAUAAGCUGCUGUAGAGAUCCUCUUGUAGUGCCGAUGCCAUUGUAACUGUUUGACUGGAGAUGCUAUAACCACAAGCGCUAUACUUUGUUUUGUUUCUUAAUAAAACAUUAAU
Messenger RNA from Coregonus clupeaformis (lake whitefish), 2342 nucleotides. Its product is annotated as calcium/calmodulin-dependent protein kinase type 1D. NCBI's taxonomy places the organism in Eukaryota, Metazoa, Chordata, Actinopteri, Salmoniformes, Salmonidae. The record is from RefSeq and is a predicted model, not a curated record. The transcript has 12 exons. Gene Ontology annotation, biological process: peptidyl-serine phosphorylation. Gene Ontology annotation, molecular function: calmodulin binding; calcium/calmodulin-dependent protein kinase activity; ATP binding. Gene Ontology annotation, cellular component: intracellular anatomical structure. Bases 19 to 1305 code for a protein of 428 amino acids.